Messenger RNA from Myiozetetes cayanensis, 741 nucleotides. Its product is annotated as non-lysosomal glucosylceramidase-like. Gene Ontology annotation, molecular function: beta-glucosidase activity. Gene Ontology annotation, biological process: central nervous system development. The record is from RefSeq and is a predicted model, not a curated record. Lineage: Eukaryota; Metazoa; Chordata; Aves; Passeriformes; Tyrannidae. Bases 1 to 741 code for a protein of 246 amino acids. The transcript has 6 exons.
AUGGUCAUCGCCAACCAGUUCACCGUGUGCCUGCGUUGCAAGGGGCAGACCGUUUACCAGCAGGUCUUGUCCGUGGAGAGACCCAGCACUCUGCAGGGCUGGAACUGGGGCUAUUGUGGCCACUAUGCCUUUUACCACGCCCUGUACCCCCAGGCCUGGAUGGUCUACGAGCUCCCGGGGCAGAACGUGGUGCUCACUUGCCGACAGGUCUCUCCCGUCAUCCCCCAUGACUAUAAGGAGAAGUCCAGCCCCUCUCGUGUCCAGGUGGGUUUCCCAGCUGGAGCCCAUGGUGUGCUCACCAAAAAUUUGCUUGGCAGGCGGUACACCCGUUUUUUUGGCAGUGGAGGUGAUGCUGCUCCCGCCCUGUCACAUCACGCCCUGACGCACUAUGAGGAGUGGGAGAGGAAGAUUGAAGCGUGGCAGAAUCCCAUCCUGGAGAACAGGCAGCUGCCUUCCUGGUACAAGUCAGCCCUCUUCAAUGAGCUGUACUUCAUGACGGAUGGGGGGACCAUCUGGAUGGAGGUGCCCCCAGAUUGCUGUGCUGAGGACCUGCAGGGGCCUGCAGGGGCUGGCCUGUCCCACCUCUUCCCUUUCCUGCGGGAAUACGGAAGGUUUGCUUAUUUGGAAGGCCAGGAGUACCGGAUGUACAACACCUACGACGUUCACUUCUACGCCUCCUUCGCUCUCAUCAUGCUGUGGCCCAAGCUGCAGAUCAGCCUGCAGUAUGACAUUGGUGAGUGA